Messenger RNA from Argentina anserina (silverweed cinquefoil), 975 nucleotides. RefSeq names its product putative receptor protein kinase ZmPK1. The transcript has a single exon. The record is from RefSeq and is a predicted model, not a curated record. NCBI's taxonomy places the organism in Eukaryota, Viridiplantae, Streptophyta, Magnoliopsida, Rosales, Rosaceae. The coding region runs from base 1 to 975 and encodes 324 amino acids.
AUGAAAAUCUCCAAGUGUAUUCUUCUUUUGCUAUUUGCAAUAACCUUUGCUAAGAGUCGAGCAAAAUUAGAAGGGCUGCCAAGCUUAAAGCAAGGGAACUCCUUGAAAGCUGAGGAAGAGAGCAACUUCUUGGUUUCUCCAGGUGGAACAUUUUCUAGUGGAUUUUACAAAGUUGGCGCCAAUGCCUCCUGUUAUUCAAUAUGGUUCACCAAUACUGUUGAUAAAACUGUUGUCUGGAUGGCUAACCGAGAUAAGCCCAUCAGUGAAAGCGGCUCGAAGCUAACCCUCCAUGGAGCUGGCAACCUGGUUUUAACAGAUGCACAAGGUUCAGUUGUGUGGGAAACUAAUACAAUCCUCAAGGAAAUCGUGGAACUUCAGCUUCUUGAGACAGGAAAUUUGGUGCUAACUAACCAAGAUGGCACGAUCAUCUGGCAGAGCUUUAAUUCUCCAACAGACACACUUCUACCAACACAGCCGCUCACCAAGAACAAAACGUUGGUGUCCAUGAGAAGCCAAGGUACAUACUUAUCUGGAUACUACAACUUGAAGUUCGAUGAUAACAACAUUUUGUUUCUCAUCUACAAUGGCCCUCAACUUUCUAGUGUUUAUUGGCCCGAGCUUGUUUCAAAUGUUUUUGUAAAUGGUAGAAAUCCUUACAACAGCACUAGAAUGGCUAUUUUAGAUGAGGCUGGACACUUUGUAUCCAGUGACAAUAUGCUGUUUUAUGCAUCUGACUAUGGGGUUGGUCCAAAGCGGCGGUUAACAAUGGACUAUGAUGGCGUCUUAAGGUUGUACAGUCUCAAUGAAUCGACAGGGUUGUGGGAACUGUCAUGGUUGCCUGCUGGUGUUGAUUCAUGCCUGGUUCAGGGAUUGUGUGGGGAAUAUGGUAUCUGCACAUACAAACUGUUGGCAUGUAUAGUGGCGGGAAACAUGAUCCGUGUUUUACGGAGUGAAUCCCGGAAAGUGAAUUCGUAG